AUGGUUUGUGAAACUAGGUUAUGGUCGGUGGUGCUUUUUUUCUUCAGUACUGCAACAUACAUGCAACAUUGUGUUGUUGGAGAGCCUCAAGUUCCUUGUCUUUUCAUUUUUGGAGACUCUUUAUCUGAUAGUGGAAACAACAACAAAUUAUCAACAGAUGCAAAAGUUAAUUAUUUGCCUUAUGGGAUUGACUUUCCAGAUGGCCCAACUGGAAGAUUUACCAAUGGCCGAACUUCAGUUGACAUAAUCACUCAACUUUUGGGAAUAGACAAAUUUAUCCCACCGUAUGCAAAUACCAAGGGUUCAGACAUACUUCUAGGUGUGAAUUAUGCAUCCGGUUCAGCAGGGAUUCGCAAUGAGACCGGCACACAUUUGGGUGAGGAUAUCAGUUUGGGAUUGCAGCUACAAAAUCACAAAGACAUAGUUUCCCAGAUAGCUAAGAAACUUGGAAAUGAAGACAAAGCACAGAAAUACCUAAAUAAGUGUUUGUAUUAUGUGAAUGUAGGGAGCAAUGAUUACUUAAACAAUUACUUCUUGCCAGAUCAUUACCCAUCAAGCCGAAAGUAUACUCCUGACAAGUAUGCUAGGGUUCUUGCCAAAGAAUAUUCAAAGCAAUUAAAGGAUUUGCACAAACUGGGAGCAAGAAAGUUUGCUUUGAUUGGCUUGAGCCGUCUAGGCUGCGUUCCACAUGAAAUUUCUGUUCAUGGAAAAAAUGGGUCAAUGUGUGUUGAUGAGGAGAGUAAUACAGCACUCAUUUUUAAUGACAAGCUUAAAGCUGUAGUUGAUCGUUACAAUAAAGAGUUAUCUGGUGCCACUUUUAUCUUAGUUAACAGUGCUGUGAUCAAAUACGAUAACCCUCAAUUACCAGAUGCUAGUUGCUGUGAAGUGGGGUCGAAUGGGCAGUGCAUCCGUGAUAAGGAACCAUGCAAGGACAGGAACCUAUUUGCAUUUUUUGAUGCAUUUCAUCCCACUGAGAUGGUCAACCGAGUCACUGCAAUAAGUGCUUAUAAUGCUCCCAUUCCAUCCUUCGCAUAUCCCAUGGAUAUCAGUCAUCUUGUUAAGUUGUAA
Gastrolobium bilobum is the source of this 1068-nucleotide messenger RNA. RefSeq names its product GDSL esterase/lipase At1g29670-like. Gene Ontology annotation, molecular function: hydrolase activity, acting on ester bonds. The transcript is spliced from 5 exons. The record is from RefSeq and is a predicted model, not a curated record. NCBI's taxonomy places the organism in Eukaryota, Viridiplantae, Streptophyta, Magnoliopsida, Fabales, Fabaceae. The coding region runs from base 1 to 1068 and encodes 355 amino acids.